Messenger RNA from Durusdinium trenchii, 862 nucleotides. The record is from the annotation of a GenBank genome assembly. NCBI's taxonomy places the organism in Eukaryota, Dinophyceae, Suessiales, Symbiodiniaceae.
AACGGCGCAGGCACGCGGAAGAGCGAAGGGUAGAGCGAGGGGUGAGGACGCUGGGAGCUGUGGGAUGUGAUGCAUUCCGGGUCGAAGGUGAAGAAGCGGCUGGAAGGCUCUUCGAUCUGUGAAACAGAAGUGAGAUGGAGGAUGGAAGUGUAGCAGGGGGGAGUUGUGAAGCGCCUUUUCAGAGCCGGUGCAGAACUGUGGAUGUGGAGACGUUCACACCAUUUCACACUGUACCAUACCAAGUGAGGAGAGUGAGAUAAUUUGGAGGGACUGUUGUACAGCAGAACGAAUUCUUCUCCUUUUGACGGAUGGUUACCUCGCAGGGCUGGCAGUUUGCGCACAUUUCGAGCACUUUUCCGUGCCAGUGGACGAAGGCUUCGCAUCAGUGUCAAGCCACGCAAGCCAUCGAAGUCGCUGGCUGAUGUCAGUUGUGCUGGCAGUUCGGCUUCAGGUCGUACCAUUGCUCACUCUUUGGGGGGCUCAACUUGCCAACAAUAAACCACCGCGUGUUGUCCCGGAACCGAUCAUAUCCAUUCUCCAGCACCCAACAUCCCACGGUGUCGUCACCGCAUCGUCGUCACCGCAUCGUCUAUUUUUCACGGUCCAAGGCAAGUCCACCUUGCUGAACUUGUUGGCCAAGAAGGAGGAGCCCUGUGUGGGAGACGUGGUGCAUUCCCGGAAUCUCACCGUCUGCCGCUACUCCCAACACUUCGACGAGAUCGCUCCGGCCCUCGGCUUGUCCGCGGUGGAGUUCCUGACCUCUCAGGAGCUGCGGCGCUUCGGUGCCGGCACCGAAAGCCUUGAGUGUUCCAAAAAGAAUCAAAGUCAUUGAACUUCAGCCGAGCAUCUAAGAAUUUCAGGC